AUGUGUUUUGGAUUACGACGAUUUUUUUCUACGCAAACACGAAAACGAGCUUCCAGAAAACGAAUGGCAAAAUUACAACAACUUCAUAACUCUGCUCCUAUUCCAUCCGAUCCAGAUACUUUCCUUUCUGUUGCAGCGAAUCCAGAGAUCAAAUAUCGACCACUGCCUGAUCCGUUGUCAGUUUAUGUGCCAUUGAGAUCGUUGGAUGAGAAAACAAUCAAUUCGAUCGUUGCGACGCUGAGUUCAAGCGAGAGAAAAGAUUGGCAUUUUGGUCGACGUACACUUCUCGCCUUUUUACUCGCAAUCCGCAAUCAACUAGAUCAAAUUGAGGAAAGCAAAGAUUUAAAGACUAAAUUUGAUGAACAAACCGUUCAACAUGCAUCUGUAGUCAGAAAAUGGCUUGUAGAGAAGGAUGCAUCAGGUGAUGUUAAAGAACUUCCAUGGAAAGAGUUAGAAGAAAAAUAUAAACAAAUGACGCUCGAAGUUGAUAACGGUAUGGCAGAAGUUUUCGGUGUCAAUCUCCGUAAUAUUGAACCUUACUAUGAGUUGACUAUACCAGACCUACAUGCAGAUGUGAUUCAAUCUCGAGAGUAUAUGUCUUGCUUUCGUAGUUACGGUUGGGAUCCCAAAGAGUUAAAGUUAUAUUGGAAUGCCCAGCAACUAGAAGAUCUUUGUUCGAUAGAAGAAGUUCUCAAUAGAGAGAAUGAAAUUGAUAUAGCAAAUGAACAAACGAGUGACAAGAAGAUACUUCCAUAUGAUCCGUCCGAUGAAGAUGCUGUACAAACAUUACGUAAAUAUCCCGUUCCGGAACGAAACCAUGCUGUCAAAAUUACAUACGUACACGAUCGAAUUGAAAAGGCGGUUUUUGAUGUACCCGAAGACGCACAAAUAAUUGUGUUGAAUUUCGCUAAUGAACGAUCUCCCGGCGGAGGAUAUUUGCGACAUGCUUGGGCACAGGAGGAAAUCAUCCUCUACAAUUCCGAUGGUUAUCGAUCAUUGCUUGAUUUAAAGUAUAGUCGUAUGGGCGGUGGAUAUGCAAUACCAGAAUUUGGCGCUGCUUAUGUUCGCGACAUGCGAUUUUUCGACAAAUCUCUGGAUAAAAUUCGCGCAGUGGAUAUGUUGGUUUCAGCAUGUUAUUGUCUGACAGGUACCACUCAACUCUAUGACAAUCCUCGAACGCAACCCGAAUUGAUUGCAAAUACUGUAGAAAAAUUUCGUGCAUUCAUUAUGGCCGCUGUUGCCAAUACAAAAGGUGAUGGAUCAAAUACGUAUCUCUUACUUGGUCCAAUCGGCACAGGUGCUUUCGGAAAUGAGACAACGGAUAUAGGAUAUGCUUUUCGCGAAGUGCUCUCGUCACAAAUGAUGGGAUCAAAAGGUCCGAUACGGAAUGCUUUUGGAAAUAUUUGGUUUGUAUCAAUAGAUAAAUGGAAAAAUGACGCCUUCGAGAACAUCUUAAAUGAGCCAGAGUAA
This is a messenger RNA of Adineta ricciae, 1470 nucleotides long. Lineage: Eukaryota; Metazoa; Rotifera; Eurotatoria; Adinetida; Adinetidae. The record is from the annotation of a GenBank genome assembly.